Molecule: messenger RNA, 1598 nt
Organism: Hordeum vulgare subsp. vulgare (domesticated barley)
Lineage: Eukaryota; Viridiplantae; Streptophyta; Magnoliopsida; Poales; Poaceae
Product: indole-3-acetate beta-glucosyltransferase-like
Exons: 3
Coding region: 31-1458 (475 amino acids)
Molecular function (GO): UDP-glycosyltransferase activity
Source: RefSeq, a predicted model, not a curated record
UACUAACAAGCAGCCAACAAAGAACCAGCCAUGUCCACGGCCAACGUCCUACUGGUGCCCUACCCGUGCCAGGGCCACAUCAACCCCAUGCUGCAGUUCGCCAAGAGGCUUGCGUCCAAGGGUGUGCCCGUCACCCUCGUCGUCACCCGCUUCAUCGCCAGAACGGCCCGGUUCGACGCCGGCCCGGUGCGCGUCGCGUCCAUCUCCGACGGCCACGACGACGGCGGGCUCCCAUCGGCGGGGAGCGUCGACGAGUACGUGGAGAAGCUGGAGUCCACGGGCUCGGCGUCCCUGGCCGCGCUCAUCGCGGCGGCCGGCGACGGCCCUGCGCCCUUCACGCACGUGGUGUACGACUCGUUCGUGCACUGGGCAGGGCGCACGGCGCGGGAGCUGGGCGGCCUGCCGGCCGUCCCGUUCUCCACCCAGUCGUGUGCGGCGAGCGCUGUGUACCACUACGUCAACUCCGGGCUGCUGGACGCGCCGCCGGCGGGGGAAGUUGGCGCCAGGAGCGACCCUUUCGCGGGGCUGCCGGGGCUGGAGAGGUGGGAGUUCCCGUCCUUCAUGUUCCACGACGGGCCGUACCCGGCGCUUACCGCGCCCGCCCUCGCCCAGUUCGCCGAUCGGGGCGCCGGUGACUGGGUUCUGGUCAACUCGUUUGAUGAGCUGGAGUACGAGGUCCUGGAUGGGCUCAAGUGCCACUUCAAGGUCCGAGCCAUCGGGCCGUGCGUUCCUGUGCCGGACACCGACGAUUCCGGCGACGCCGACCGCUUUAACUACGGCGCCAACCUGCUCGACCCGGAGGACACCUGCAUCAAGUGGCUGGACGCCAAGUCCCCGCGCUCCGUCGUCUACGUAUCCUUCGGCAGCGACGCGUACCUCGGCGCCGCCCAGAUGGAGGAGCUAGCCCGCGGCCUGCUCGCCAUCGGCAAGCCGUUUCUGUGGGUCGUCAGGGCCAGCGAGGAGGCGGAGCUCCCGCGCCACCUCCUGGACGCCGCGACGGCAUCGGGCGGCGCGCUACUCGUACGCUGGAGCCCGCAGCUGGACGUCCUGGCGCACCGCGCCGUGGGCUGCUUCGUCACGCACUGCGGGUGGAACUCCACGCUGGAGGCGCUCGGCUUCGGGGUGCCGAUGGUGGCGCUGCCUCUGUGGACCGACCAGCCGAUCAACGCCCGGCUCGUCGAGGAGGCGUGGGGCGUCGGCGUGCGCGCGCGCCGCAACGCGUCCGAGGGGGUGUUCCCACGCGGCGAGAUUGAGCAGUGCGUGCGCGCAAUCAUGGAAGACGAGGACUGCAGGGCAGCGUCCGCCCGCGCGGCGGCUCGGCGGCUAAGCGACGAGGCGCGGGCGGCGGCGCGUCGGUGGAGCGAGGCUGCGCGCGCCGCGGUCGCGGUUGGCGGCAGCUCCGACCAGAAUCUGGACGAGUUCGUGGAUUUUCUGCGGGCUAGCGCCGGGGAGAAGUAAAGAAAGGCUCACUGGAACUCAGAGUGGGUAGCUAGAGGAUAUGGCCGUGGAUCUGCAUUACUUGGUCGUGGACUGGUUUUGCUGGAGCUUUUGCAUGGAGUCCUUGCUUCUCGACUCGGCUUGUUAGGCUUCUGUGCUGA